AUGACAAGUUUAACAACAUUUGAAGAAGUAGCUUCUUGGGGAGUUAAUUUCGAUCGUUUAAUGAAAAAUAAACAUGGACAGAAAUAUUUUGCUGAAUUUUUAAAAAGUGAAUAUAGUGACGAGAAUAUAUUGUUUUGGCAAGCUUGUGAGGAGUUAAAAAGAGAGAAAAAUACAGAAAAAAUUGAAGAAAAGGCACGUAUAAUCUAUGAGGAUUUUAUUUCAAUUCUCUCCCCAAAAGAAGUUUCUCUAGAUUCUCGUGUUCGCGAAAUUAUUAAUCAAAAUAUGGUCCACCCUUCUUCACAUACUUUUGAUGAAGCACAGAAUCAGAUAUACACAUUAAUGCAACGGGACAGUUAUCCACGGUUUAUAGCAUCUGCUCUUUACAAAAGACUUUUAAGGUAA
This is a messenger RNA of Meloidogyne enterolobii, 402 nucleotides long. The record is from the annotation of a GenBank genome assembly. NCBI's taxonomy places the organism in Eukaryota, Metazoa, Nematoda, Chromadorea, Rhabditida, Meloidogynidae.